Molecule: messenger RNA, 1709 nt
Organism: Ananas comosus (pineapple)
Lineage: Eukaryota; Viridiplantae; Streptophyta; Magnoliopsida; Poales; Bromeliaceae
Exons: 14
Coding region: 181-1281 (366 amino acids)
Source: RefSeq, a predicted model, not a curated record
GAGAGCUUGUGGGUAGAGAGUGGAGGAGAAAACGCAAAGGGUUGGGGUCGAGCGCGAACCCUAGAACUCGCAAAACCCUAGAAGGCGCACUCUCCGCGCGAAUCGAACCUUCGAUCGCGGAGCCAGAGCGAUUCGAUGAUCGGUGGUGCCCGCGUGAUCGUCUAGGGUUUUCGAUCGGCCAUGGCGCUCGGGAAGCUCACCCUCGUCAUCGGAGCAGGAAUUGUCGGAUCCAUACUUAGCGAUAAAGCGAGCUUGUCUGACAUAACAAAGAUAUUUUCUGGUGCUUCGAAGAUAUUCUCGAAGCACCUUCGGCAGGAAGAUGGUAGCAAUCAAUCCACCAGUAAACCGCAUACCGAUUCUCUACUAGCUCAGGUCGAUAUUCUAAGGCAAGAGCUGCAACGGUUCGCAACGAAGGAAGUUACUAUUAUUACUAAUACUACCACAACAGGUUCUGGUACAUAUCGUAUAACAGCUGUGAUUAUUGUUGGAGCUGUUGGGUAUGGAUACAUAAGGUGGAAGGGUUGGAAGCUUUCUGAUAUGAUGUUUGUGACUCGGCGUGGCUUAUCUGAUGCUUGCACUGCAGUAGGCAAACAACUUGAGCAAGUUUCUUCUUCUAUCGCUGCUGCAAAGCGGCAUUUAUCUUCUAGGAUUGAUCGUGUCGAUUGUCGUUUAGAUGAAUGCAAGGAGAUCACUAUUGAAACCAAAGAUCAGGUCACUUUAAUGCAUGGAGACCUCAGUAACUUCCAUCUGGAAAUGGAAUCUGUUCAUUCUGUAGUGCAAAAUCUGGAAACAAAACUUUAUGAGCUUGAGUCAAGUCAGGAUUAUACAACAGAAGGGAUAUACAGAUUAUGCAAGUUUGCGAAUACCUUGGAGCAAAACCGAAAUGCAGAGUCUACUCAGGCUUUGCCAUCCAGUGCUUCCUAUCCAGCUAUUGAAUCUUCGCGGUCUUCACCAGUCACAAGGGCUGGCUCUUUGCCCCCUCCAGCACUCGAAACACCUUCGCCAUUAGCAUCUUCAUCAGCUUCAGUUGAGACACCUAAGGUUUUGCGCACCAUGACAGCCAUCUCUGCUUCGGGUCUAAAAGUGCUCCAGGCUAGUGCAAUUCCCCCAGGCUUCUCCAGAUCGAACUCUGUGAAACCAGUUGUCUCUGAACACUCCAACGGAGCCUCAUCUUCCACCGAACAGAGCAACACUAAUACCAGCACAUCAAGUUCGAACCGCUUUGCGUGGAAGCUACCCGGACUCAACGUUCUCUCCCGAACCCGGAGUACCGCGAGCUGAUGAACUGGCCCAUUCAAGUGUUAUUAUUCUCCAUGUGUAUCAUAUUUCCUACUUGGCAUUUUCUAGUUAUUCGCAGUAGAAGAGAAGCGAAAAUUUAGGUCUCUUUGGUUUUGCAAAUAUACGUGUUAUAUGUUUUAUAGUGCUCAAUUUACUCGUAUCCAUUUUGAGCUCUGAAUUUUGUAGAAAUCUAGAGAUCUUUAAGGAGAGAAUAAUUGAAGUCAAUUCAUAUGACGAACUGAUAUUUUAAGGACUCUAUGAGUGAGAACGUUGCCUCGUUAUCGAAUAGUAACUCAAAAAAAAGUAUGGCGAGGGUUUAAUAUCACAAUCAUCUGUUGAAGCUUGUGUUAUUUUGAGUUGGUAUCUGGGGAAAAUAAAUGUAGUUAUACUGAAUUUGAAGAUUGUUAUUCUCAGUUGAUAUAUAUUCCAGG